GAAAGCAACACUCUGACAUUCCGUUUUCAGACAAGUGCACAUCGGGUUAGCACGCGCGGGCUGCUGCGUUUUUAAAUUUGUGUCCUCUAACUCGACUGAAAAAGUCGUUAGGCUUGCGGUUUAUACGGAGUGUGUUUCGUUUUUUUUUGACGUAUACGAGAAAUCGAAGUGCAUUUGUUUGAGCUUAUCCGAUACGACCUAUAGCGAUGUGUAGUGUGUGUUGUACUGCACUGGCAAUAAACACUCGUAUCGACCGCAAGUUAUUCUAAACUACACACUAUACGCUGUAGGCGCAAACAUGAAAUAUGCUGCAACUAUAAUUAGCAUCCCAUUUUUCCAUAUUCACCGUAUAAAAAGGUUAAACAAACAAGGGAGAUAAAAAAUGACGAAAUAUACAACGAUCUUGCUCAAGUUUAAUCCAAAUAUUGUGCAUAGACUUUACUUAAACACAUAACAAUGGCGGACGCGCGAUGAACUAGCCCGUUUUUGUUGAAAAGAGACUUAUUCGAAAAGUGCUACUACGCAAGGUGCUAAUUCUUACGUCGCCGGGAAAAUUUAUGUGUGUUUUAAGUGCUAAUUGUGAAAAUUAAGUGAUCUAAUAAAGGAGAGUAAACAUGGGACAAAGCAAAACGACGAAAAAAGAAGUCAAACAGCUGACGAAAGAAGAAUUGAGCCAAAUUAAAAAGGAGGCAGCCCAAAGGUAUACCGACACCAGUUGGCAUAUCUUCCACCAAAGCAGAAAAAAGUCCCCGACGGCACUCGAAAAUGGCAGCGAAACGUGCGAUAAGCUCGAGAAUGUCGACCAACAGAAAGAAAAAUCAAGUUCGGUACCAGUAUCGAACGGAACCAUACCAAAUAGUAACGAUGCAGUGCCAAAUUCUAACGGAGAAACAAACAAAUCUGACGGCACCGAGACCCCACCGUCUAAUAAUGAUUACGAGAGAAUCGACGGUCCCGAAUCCUUGCAAGUCGUGCAAAUUGAAACCGUGGAAGUGACCUAUGAACCUGCCAAAAGUCAAGUCGAAGUUGUUUUGCAUACCCACGAUGAGCCAGUGAAGAAUGGCACAGACAUACAUAAAAUGCUGAGGUCAACAUCGUACAACGGCUUCGGCGAGGCCCUCACGAGCCAGCCGAGAUCUUCCAGGGGAAAUUCAAAUAUAUCCGGCGGGAUGGAUUUGAGCUACGUGACGGAAAGGAUAAUAUCCAUGUGGUUUCCAUCGUCCACGACGGCGCACUCCUACCGGCAAGGCCAGCAGCAAGCCGCGCAUAUGCUGAGGAACAAGCAUGGAGAUAACUAUAUGGUGUUCAAUCUAUCCGAACCCAAACGAGCCUUAAGGAGCGAGCAUAAGCACGUGAAGGAGGUGGGGUGGGCCCUCAACCUGGCACCACCUCUGGAAAGACUAUGCAGCGUCUGUAAGGAGAUCGAUUCCUGGCUCUCCGGAGAUCAACACAGGAUUGCGGUCUUACAUGCGAGGGGAAGCAAAGACAAAUUAGGGAUAAUAGUGGCUGCAUAUAUGCACUAUUCAAGUAUCUGUGGAAAUGCAGAACAAGCCUUGGACAGGUUUUCCAUGAGAAAGUUUCUGGACGACAACGUAGGAGCACUACUCCUACCUUCCAACAAAAGAUAUGUAGACUAUUUCGCCGGACUUCUUUCCCACAACAUCAAAAUUAACGCCGCCCCCAUGUAUCUCACACACGUCACAGUGUUAGGGGCACCGUCUUUCCAACAUGGUGGCUGCAAAGCUUUCCUGAAGCUGUAUGAGGGUCAUACACCUGUCUAUACAUCGGGUGUCUACUCGGUAUCGAGUGGUGUCAGCCAGUUUACCGUAAACGUAACGGGCGAAGGACGGCGGGGCCUGCAGCUCCGUGGAGAUAUUCUGAUAAAGUGCUAUCACAGGGGCGACGCGGGCAGGGAGACCAUCUUCGCGUGCCAAUUCCACACUUGUGCCGUGGCGGAUCACACGCUCAGCUUCACGCGACAGGAACUCGACGUCGCCUGUAAUGAUCCCCGGUUCCCCAUCGACGGGGCUGUCGAGCUACACUUCUCGCCCGGUCCGGAAGGCCGCCAUCCAGUCCCUGCGCCCACGCCGGCAGUGCCCUUCACCCUCGCCGACGACCCCGUGACCAGGGCGGACAGCCCGCUACUUCUUGAGGACUACGACGACGAAGAGGACUUCGAAGACGACGACGUAAACCACACUUUCGGACCGCUGGACGGCAGUAUCUACGCCACCAUCGCCAAGAAGCCGGAACUGUCACCCGGUGCAGUGUCGAGUCCGUUGACGGUGUCGAUGGACAGUGGCAUUUCUUCGGCAGGACACCAGCAGAACGCCAACACCAACGCCUCCGCCAGCCCCCCACCGACGGCCCAGCCCUCUCCGCUGACCCCCGAGGACCAGCACCGAGAGCUCGACGAGCUGCUCUCCGACAUGAUGCUGACCGUCCAAAGCAUUCCCGACCUGAAGCCGCACCAGGAGUCGGCCGCGGACGGCGACUUCGGCCUCGAGAAUGUGCGCUACAUAGACGAGGAGGAGGACAAGAACAUUCCCUACCACGCACGCCAGUCCAGCCAGCCGUUCAGUUACGGCGUCAACACGACCAUGAUCACCGACUCCAAGGGGCUGUCCAGCCCCAGCCUGGUCCGUAAGGCGAGCGUCAACAAGAGUUCCGGUGACACACUGCGGAAAGUGCAAACCCAAGUGUAUCCGGACUUUUCCUCCUCGAAACCAGUGCCGAACUUCUCGAACUCGCCGGUGUCCAACUAUAACACCCUCAACAAGUACUCCGGGUACAACUCGCCCCCUCCUACGACGCUGAGGAAGAACGACCCCAUCGACGACAUUUUCACCACCAGUGCGUUGAGUGCUCAGCCGAUCAAGCGUGAUUUCCGCGAGGAAUACUACAAGGACGAGAUAAGGCGAUACGAUCCCUUGAAAAGGAGUCUGACGGAGGGGACGAUUCGGAGGAGUCCCGAGAAGAUUACGGCAAAUUACAAGACUUCCAACUCGGUGGUCACCAGCCCCUAUUCGGAUUCGGAAAGUUUGUCGCCCCCCGGGGCCUUCAGGAAUUCGACCAAGUCGCCGGAGUUCCACGAAACAUACACAACCGGAAGCAACCUAACAUGGCUGCAGCGUCAACAACAAAAACUCAAAGAACGGAGAGAACACCAACUGAGAGAGGAGAGACAACCUCACGAAACGAGACUGCUCUCGGAACUAAGAAGCGUCCAAAGCAGACACAUGGGGCCGACGGCCAGCCACCGCUUGGACGGCUACACCAGCGACACAACAGCCUUCGCUGACGACGACGACGACUACACCAUACCCCUGCAUAUCAACACACCGGGAUCCACCUCCAGCUACAGCACGCUGAAGUCGACGUACUCUACUACAAAAACUGAGAGACCUUUCAUGACGGUCAAAAGGGCUCAUGAAAAAUAUGCGCAGAACUCCAACCAAUCUCCAGCAUCCAUAUUGGCAGCUAACCCCCUAGGCCAAAUCAUAAGGCCACCCUCAAGAGGAAGCCAAGAUCAGGUGGACAGCGGCCUGCUGUCCCUGGUCGAACAGCAAGAGCAAUAUAACAAAACCAAUAGUUCCCGCUAUAACCAAACCAUGGUGGGUAUUGAAAAUAGCGAUAGUUCACCUACAGACUCACGAACAGACAGCACCCGCAUUGACGCACUCAAUGAUCUGAUCGCUAACUUAUCCAGUGGCUCUGAUAAGUCUAGUAAUAGCCCUAACACUACAUCUGCAUGGCAGUAUCGAGAGGACUCGAUUCAGUCUUGGCGUUCCCAGGAUGUCGACUCCAGUCCAUCGCACAACUCUUCACCAAGGCCACAAACUCCCGCCUUCCCAGUGCACGCCCGAACCCCAUAUACCAAUGCCUCGACACCCACAGUGCAGUUCGAUUUACCCUCCGAACGAUUACCACCAAAAAGUCCUACAACCCAGCGCCGAUUGAGUUAUCCAUCAUCAGUUACUAAAAAUACAAUGAAGUGGUCGCUUUCUCCCGAGAGAAAGGACCGACCCACUUCACCAACAGAUUUGACAAACGGUUCAGGCUCCGAAUACACACAUACUAUAACCCAUAGGAGUAUAUCUGCGACACCGACUUCGGGAUUUAGAGACUCCACAGAAAACUAUCAGCACAGCCCAAAGAGCCCCUCUUACAAUGGAUCGUCUUCGCCGACAGUGUACUACGGAAAUUCUAGGCGAAGUUCCGUUAAUUCGGCCAAUGAGUUACCUCAUGAAGUUGCGGCAGCUCACGUUAAGUUUGUCAGGGACACUUCCAAGUUUUGGUACAAGCCUACUAUUUCUAGAGAACAAGCUAUAAAUAUGCUAAGAGACCAGCUACCAGGCACUUUCGUGGUAAGAGACUCCAAUUCAUUCCCUGGGGCUUUUGGAUUGGCCUUGAGGGUUGCCACGGUGCCUUCGAGUGUUCAAAACAAGUCACACAGCAGCGAUGAACUAAUUCGUCACUUCUUAAUCGAACCUACCUCCAAAGGGGUGAGACUAAAAGGUUGCCAGAACGAACCGGUUUUUAGCUCUUUAUCCGCUCUGAUAUAUCAGCAUUCGAUCACCCAGAUGGCACUACCGUGUCGAUUAAUAUUACCGGAAGGUGACCUUAGAUACACCGAACAGAAUACGCCAUCACUGUACACUCAAGGUGCAGCGUGUAAUGUUAUGUACCUUACGACUGUGGACAUGGAAUCACUAACAGGACCGCAGGCUAUCAAGAAAGCGGUGAUGAAUCUUUUCCAGAUGAAUCAAGACGCAGUGAAAACUGCUACCGUGCAUUUUAAAGUAAGCGACCAAGGAGUCACACUGACAGACAAUAAGAGGAAGUUGUUCUUCAGGAGACAUUACCCUAUCAAUACCAUAUCACACUGUGGGUUAGACCCCGAUGAACACCGAUGGCUCGUUAACGUUGAAGAUACGGGAUCCGCGAAGAGUUCAAAUCGAAUAUUUGGAUUCGUAGCAAGGAAGCCGAAUGUAAAUAACCCGGACAAUCAGUGCCAUCUGUUUGCCGAGCUAGAACCUGAACAACCCGCCACAGCAAUUGUUAAUUUCCUAAAUAAAGUGCUUUCAUCUAGCGGUAUCAAGCCCAACAUUGUAUAAAAAUUAGCUACUAAUCUUUAAAGGAGGAUGAAAAUUAUCACAUCACAAUUUAAUUUAUAUCAAAAUUUAUCUGCCAGUAUUUAAAAAAUACUUAAUAAAAUUAAUGUAUAAAAGUUAAAAUAUGUUCAAAAAAGUUUAUUCCGAAGUCACAAAAUUAUAAUUAACUAGUCCACUUAUUAUUUAAUGAAGUUUAGGUUUUAAGAAAUUCUAUUUUUAUUUUUUUUGGAGUACUAUUGUAUUUCACAAAAUAAUGUAAAUAUAUUUAAGUAACACUAAGUGUGCCUGUCUAUUUUUAUUAUUUUACUUUGAAACCACAUUUUGUUUGAAGGUGAAGUGCUUUAAAUAUUUUGAAUAUUAGCAUUGUUCACGAUUUUUUUUUUAUCGUUUUCAAGAAGAAUUCUACUGGACCUUGUUAGUGUUUUUGUUAUGAAAAAUUAACAAAAAUCAUUGUGGUAAGCCAAUACAAUUAGUUUUUUGCCAAGGUAUCGGUGGAGUAUCUAUUAUUUUACUUUUACUUUGACAUAUACUAUAUAUUUUUUCAUUUUUAUUCAUACAUAGUUUUUUCAUAUUCCAUACACUAACAAAGUCAUUUAACAUCGUAAACGUAACUCGAAGCCAGGGUAAUAAGUAAAUUUAGUAUAAAAGUAUAUUGUGCAAAUUUAUUUUCAGCGCUAUUAUUUUCUAUAAUGAAUCUCUGAUACAUUAAAGCUUACAUUAACAAAUACAUUGUUAUAGUUUAAUAGAAUUUAAUAUAUUCAUUAUAAUACCUAUGUAAAACUUUCAGUUUCAUUAAUAGUACAAAAAUAAUUUUAACACAUGAAGUGUCAAACAAUCAAACCUGUAUAAUUAUAUCAAAUACCUAUAUAUACUGUUAUCUAUAAUAGAUAUAUAACAAUGGUGUAUUUAGAGAGGAUAUAUUAAAAUAUAAAUACUAAUUAAAAGUUGUCAUUUU
This is a messenger RNA of Anoplophora glabripennis (Asian longhorned beetle), 6069 nucleotides long. RefSeq names its product tensin-1 (gene by). Gene Ontology annotation, molecular function: protein binding. Lineage: Eukaryota; Metazoa; Arthropoda; Insecta; Coleoptera; Cerambycidae. The record is from RefSeq and is a predicted model, not a curated record. Bases 615 to 5117 code for a protein of 1500 amino acids. The transcript has 19 exons.